CUACCACUUGGACUCCAUCUCCAUUAUUACAUUGCUUAACGUUCUUCAACUUUCAUCUCCAUUCCUCUGUUUUCUUCCUUUUACUCUGAAUUUCCCUUUUGCUUCUUUCUCGUAAUCCCACCAUGGCUUUCAUCGGAGAGGCUGCUCUUUCUAAACUUUUGGAGCUGUUGCUCGGCAAGUCCAUCGAUGCUGCUCUCAACUUUGUUGCUGAUCACAAGCAAGUGUACGACCAGCUCAAGGAGUGGAAAGCCAUAUUGCCCGGUAUCAAAGCAGUGUUGAACCACGCAGAGGAGAAACAGGUCCAGGACAAGGGUGUGAAGAGCUGGUUGGAAGAUCUCCAAGAUUUGACUUACGAUGCUGAUGACAUCCUGGACGACUUUGCCUAUGAACAGUUACGUCUCAAGCUCCACAAAACUCAGGCUCAGGCCAGCACUAGUAUGGUACGGAAACUCCUUCCUACCUGCUGUACCGGUACUGAUUUCACUCCAUCUUCAUUUCUAUUUAAAAAUGACAUGAUUCCCAAGAUGAAAGGCCUCACUGAUAGACUCAACAGUCUGUCUACACAAAGAAGUAGUUUGGGGUUGAGUGAGAUGUUGCCUCGAGCUGCAAGCUCCGAUCGAAAGAAACCGGCCAGGCUUCAACCUACUUCCCUGAUGGAUGGAGAGUGUGUCGGCAGAGACAACGAAAAACGAGAAAUGCUUGAUUUGCUCAAAACUAAUAGCUCCAAUGGAGUUUCAGUCCUUUCCAUUGUUGGCAUGGGAGGGAUGGGGAAAACAACUCUUGCUCAGCUUGUCUACAAUGAUGCCAGCAUCGAGGAGUCUUUUGAUUACAAGGCGUGGGUAUGUGUUUCCGAUGACUUUGAUGCUGUUAAAAUAACCAAAACUAUUUUACAAUCCAUCGAUCCUUCCUCACAUGAUGUGAAUGACUUGAAUCUACUUCAAGUCAAGUUGAAGGAGAAGUUAUCUGGAAAAAAAGUCUUACUUGUUUUGGAUGACCUUUGGAACGAGAGUUACGAUGAUUGGACCAUCUUACGGUCUCCCUUCGGAGCAACAACCAAGAUCAUUGUAACUACUCGCCUUCAAAAUGUUUCAUCAACUGUGGAUCCAAUGAAAGCUUUUCACUUGGAUAAACUAUCAGAUGAGGACUGUUUGUCAAUAUUUUGUCAGCACGCAUUAAGAGCAAGAAAUUUCGAUGGCCAUCUCCAAUUCAAACAAGUUGGAGAGAACAUAGCGAGAAGGUGCAACGGUUUACCUUUAGCAGCAAAAGCCAUUGGAAGCCUCUUACGUACAACCUGCAAGAAUCUUGAUGAGUGGGAAAAAAUAUAUGAGAGUGAGAUAUGGGACUCCCCUGAAGAUAAAUGUGGUAUAAUUCCAGCAUUGCGAUUAAGCUACCAUCAUCUUCCUUCUCAUUUGAAAUGUUGCUUUGCAUACUGUUCCAUAUUUCCUAAAGAUUACGAAUUCGAAGAAGAAGAGAUAAUUUUGUUAUGGAGUGCAGAAGGUUUCUUGCAACAAAAAGCUAAACAUCAAUUUAAAGAUCUGGGAAAUCAAUAUUUUCAAGAUCUAGUGUCAAGGUCAUUUUUUCAGAUAUCUAGCAAAGAUGAAUCACAAUAUGUAAUGCAUGACCUUAUCAAUGAUUUAGCUCAAUUAGUUGCAGGAGAUAUAUGUUGCAGACUGGAGGAAAAUAAGCAACAAAUGUUUUCACGUCGUUGUCGCCAUUCUUCUUAUAUCAUCAGCACGUAUGACACGGUGAAGAAGUUUAAAGCAUUUAAUCAAGCAAAUUCUUUGCGUACCUUUCUUCCGUUAAAGCAAGAUUGUUGGCAUCCUUAUUACUUGACGAAUGUUGUCUUGGUUGAAUUAUUGCCGAGACUUGGCUAUUUGAGGGUGCUUUCUUUGUGUGGAUAUCGGAUCACUGAGUUGCCUGAUUGUUUGGAAAUUUUGAAACAUCUACGCUACUUCAAUCUUUCCCAUACUCAAAUCAGAUGUUUACCUGAUUCCUUAUGCACUCUUUAUCAUUUGGAAACUUUAUUGUUGAAACGAUGUUCCAAACUUCAAAAAUUACCCUCGAAGAUGGAAAAUCUUGUUAAUUUACAUUAUCUCGAUAUUAGAGGUGCGGACUUGAUAGAAAGGAUGCCUUUUGGAAUUGGAAAUCUAACCAAUCUUCAAAGGUUAUCUGAUUUUGUUAUUGGUGAAGGUGAUGGACAUAGCAUUGGAGAAUUGAAGAAUUUAUCAAACCUCAAAGGUGAUCUUUGUCUUUCAGGGUUAGAGAAUGUUAAUGGUCGAGAUGCAUGGGAAGCCAGGUUGAAUGAGAAAUCGGGGAUCAAUAAUUUGGUACUAGAAUGGAGUGGAGACUUUGAGAAGCCUACAAGGAAGAAUGAAGUUGAAGAACGUGUGUUGGACUCUCUUCAUCCUCCCAAAAAGCUUGAGCAACUCUUCAUCAAGAAUUUCGGUGGUGCAAAGUUCUCUACUUGGAUAACAGAUUCUUCUUUGAGUAAUUUGUCAUCUUUGAAGCUACGCAGUUGUAAAAACUGCAAAUCGCUACCACCGAUUGGAAGGUUGUCAUCGUUGAAAAGUCUUUCAAUUGGUGAGUUGGUUGAGGUGCGCAAGAUUGGUAAUGAGUUGUUUGGGGAAAAUCAGUCAGUUGCAUUUGCAUCUUUAGAGAGUUUGUCUUUCGAGAGUCUACCAAACUGGGAGGAGUGGGAUGCUUGUGAAGGUGACGAACAAGUUUCAAAGUUACCCAUGCUUCGUAAGCUUUCGAUAAGACAUUGUCCUCGAUUGUUGGGAAGGUUGCCAACCCGUCUUCUGUCCUUGCAGAAACUUGAAAUCUACGAGUGCAUGAGGUUAGUAGUUUCAAUUUCAAGUUAUCCAUCACUGCGUGAAUUAAGCGUGGAAGGGUGUGAAGAAUUGGUGGAUGAAUGCUCAUCUUCUUCACCAGGCGAGGAGGUCACCUCUUUGCAAAGCGUGACUCUUUCAAGAAUUUCAAAGUUUAGUAUUGCAGCUGAGAGGAGAAUGUUGAGGUUUGCAAACUCCAAACAUUUUGUAACUCGUGAUUUCAGUUUACUACCAAAAAUGUCGCAUGCUUUCACAUUCCUUACAAGAAUGGAACUAGUAAACUGUGAAGGUUUGGUUUCUUUUACAGAGAGUAACUUCCCCCCUGCUCUAAAAGAGCUUACGGUUCAGGGUUGUGAGAAUUUGCAAUACUUGUUAGAUGAGAGUAUGAGUAGUAAUACUUAUCUUCUUGAGGUCUUGAACGUUGAUUGCUGCCAGUCUCUAAAAUGGUUAUCAUCAAGGGGUGAUAUAUGCAAUCGGCUUCAACUUCUCCAUGUUCUCUGCUGCCCAGAGUUGAGAAGCUUAUUUUUAAAUUCCAAGUUACCCGUAAUGCUUAAGAAGCUGCAUAUUUUUCAGUGUCCGGUGCUGGAAUGCAUAGCCGAAGAUUUCCAUGAAACCACUGAUCUCGAAAGGAUUCAUAUGGAUGAUGUUGGAAAUAUUAAAUCUUUACCGCGAGGAAUAGACAAGCUCAGUCAUCUCCAGGAGAUUUCUUUGUUUGAUUGUUCAAAUCUGGUGGCUUGUUUCGACGAAAUUGGUUUGCCUACCACAAAUCUCAUAGAUUUCACAGUUUUCAAAUGUGAAAACAUUGUAGCCCUUCCAAAGUGCAUCAGCAACUGCACCUCCCUUAAGGAGCUAAUGGUGUCCCACUGUGGGGCUGACAGAUCCUUUUCAGAAGAGGGUUUCCCUACCAACCUGACAUCACUCCGAAUCUUUAAUGCACCCGAAAUCUAUAGCUCACUUGUUGAAUGGGGAAUCCAUAGACUUACCUCUCUUCAGCGACUCGUAAUAAGUGGUGAAGAAUGCUCAAAUGUGCUGUCCUUUCCAGAAGAAAGUAUAGGGAUGAGGCUGCCUCCUUCGCUCACCUCUAUCCGGAUUUCGAAUUUCGAUAAUCUGGAAUUCAUGUGCACCAAGGGCUUUCAACACCUCACCUCUCUCGAAGAAUUGGAGAUCACAGAUUGUCCAAAGCUCACAUCUCUUCCGGAGAAACACAUGCUUCUCUCGCUUGGGCGGUUAUAUAUUGAGAGAUGUCCACUGUUAAAAGAAGAGUGCAGGAGAGUUAAAGGACCAGAAUGGUCCAAGAUUUCCCACAUAACUUGCGUUCGAAUUGAUGAUGAACAUCUCAUUCCGAAAAAAGUAGAUUGAUGGUAAAGCUGCAAAAUUUGGUUUUGAUUUCUCCACACUUAAAUCACAGAUGGGUUGUAGCAUGAACAGUCAAAGCUCGGUCUUUUAAAGCACAAACUCUGCAUCAACCAUUGUUGCAGAAAAUGAAGAAUCUCAGCUCUCAGCCAUGACCCAUUGUUCCAAUGAGAUUAAACAAGGAGAUGAUCCAACUCUACUAAUCUCCAGACAGAAACCCAAUCCCAAGAGCAGCUGGAGAAAUCAGAAUUGAAGAAUAUAACAACAAUUGAUGACCCAGCAUAUGAAUAUCUCACUGUAAAUUUCUGGGAUUUUGUUAUUCUCAGUCUCCCAUACCCUAUUAUGUGAUUUUAUCACGUGAGACCAUUUUGAGUGUCCUUUAUCUUAUCUUCGUUUUCUUCUUCAACUCA
This is a messenger RNA of Hibiscus syriacus, 4591 nucleotides long. RefSeq names its product putative disease resistance RPP13-like protein 1. The transcript is spliced from 2 exons. NCBI's taxonomy places the organism in Eukaryota, Viridiplantae, Streptophyta, Magnoliopsida, Malvales, Malvaceae. Bases 123 to 4187 code for a protein of 1354 amino acids. The record is from RefSeq and is a predicted model, not a curated record. Gene Ontology annotation, biological process: defense response to other organism. Gene Ontology annotation, molecular function: ADP binding.